Messenger RNA from Alexandromys fortis (reed vole), 3485 nucleotides. It is a transcript of the gene Htr2b, whose product is annotated as 5-hydroxytryptamine receptor 2B. Gene Ontology annotation, biological process: heart development; regulation of behavior; smooth muscle contraction. The transcript is spliced from 7 exons. Gene Ontology annotation, molecular function: neurotransmitter receptor activity; G protein-coupled serotonin receptor activity. Lineage: Eukaryota; Metazoa; Chordata; Mammalia; Rodentia; Cricetidae. The coding region runs from base 1667 to 3091 and encodes 474 amino acids. The record is from RefSeq and is a predicted model, not a curated record. Gene Ontology annotation, cellular component: dendrite; plasma membrane.
CAGAGGAAAACACAGUAAGCUCCACUCACAUUUCACAAUGCUCUGCCGUGCAGAGUGGGUGCUUGGUAAUUGGACCCACAACACUUGCUGUAUAAGGUAAAGACUGAGGGAGAAUUACACUAGCAUGAAACAACUCCUCUUCACUGAGGACUGCCAAUUUAACCCAGUGCACUGUGGGCCACAGGACACUGUUCUAUGGGGAUGCUGCAUUCCAACGGAAGUGCUUCCCACCCAAAGAAAUGCUUACUAACCUCUGUCUGACUGUUGGUAGAAUGUUUACUGUCCCAACAUCGCAUUCUACUUCAUUCCUACCCCACUCAAGUUAGUAGUUUUGAUCAGCAACUUUAUCACCACUCCAGAGUUUGUUUCAAACAUGGAAAAGCUAGCCCCAGCCUGGAGACUAACCCCACAUCCUUUUAAAAGAUUUUUAAUUUGUUUUUAUUUUAUGUGGGUAGGUGUUUUGUCUGUAUCAGUGUCUGUGCCUCAUGUGUAUUAUAGCUGAGGAGGCUAGAAGAGGGCAACUGUAUUCUCUGGAACUGGGGUGACAGACAGCAGUGAGCUACUAUGUAAGUUUGGAGAACAGACCCUGAGUUCUCUGGAAGAGUAACAAGCACCCUUAGACCUUUCAUAUGAAUGUAUAUUAUAGUUUUUUUGUUGUGCUCCUACACACACAGCACAACAUAUGUUGAGGCUUUAAUUGCUGAGUCAUCUCCCCAGCCCCGAAUUACAGUUUUUGAAGCACUCUUAUUUGUGUGCUUCAAGAAAAUCUGCAAAUAGUUUUUUUUUCCUCCAGCAAUUUCAGAAUGUCAGAGAAAAUAAUAAAUAUAACAGAUAUCUGAGUUUUCACUGUAAUUUGGAAACUACUGUGAUGUAAGUAAUGAAAAACCAGAUGGAAAGACAAAGGAAAGUAGACUGUAGUAGCAAUCCUAUUAAGCCCUCUCUCAGCCUAUUAGCUGAUGGUAAAUUCAAACACCAAACUAGUCAACCAUUCCUGGCAUGCUAAUCUUAUUCUACUUGCUUGCCUGUGUCAAAGGAAGUGGAAAGUUGCUCUCUGUAAUCAAAUCAGUCAACAGUGGCAAGGCACAUCUGGAAAAAGCAUACCUCUACAAAGCACAUUACUGGGAAGGAAAGCAGCACAAGACCAUCAGUCAAAGGACUCACAUGGAUCCAGAGAAAGAGGAUUCAGAGGGACCACUUGGAGGACUCAUGAUCGGAAGUCACUAUGCACUGAAUCUGACAUCUAAAAGUGACAGAACAGAUAUAUACAGAAAAAGAGGCAGCUAGCGAGACAGCCAGCAGGCGUACAGCUGCUUACAAGUGCCAGUGCUGGAAGCUCAGAGUAAGUCAAUGGGAGGAGGAUGUCAGAAGGAGCCCAACUGAACAGACACAAGGACGGCAUGCUUAGGAAACUCACAAGCAGAUAAGAGCCUCUAGAAAAAGACUAAAAAUCUGGAUGCCUUACCAGCAAACAUGGACAGAUGCGUACACAUUCCCACCUUGCAGAACCUGAAUCUUUAAAAAGGAAUAUAAGUCAACCUUGGCUUUGAAUGUUUGGCAUGGGUACAACGCCUUGAAAAAGCAGAUGACAAGCUUAGCUACUGACCAUGCUGACCACUGUCUGGUACUGGACUGAACCACAGAACAGCGAACGGUUUGCUCUUAUAGAAUGUCGGAACAAAGCACAAAUCCUGAACACAUUCUACAGAAUAUAUGUGAUCAUUUGAUCUUGUCUAACCAUUCUGGAUUAAAGACAGAAUCAAUAGCAAAGGAGAUGAAGCUGGUUGCCGAGGAACAGGGGACUAAAGUACACUGGGCAGCUCUGCUGAUACUCAUGGUGAUAAUACCCACCAUUGGGGGGAACAUCCUUGUUAUUCUGGCUGUGUCGCUGGAGAAAAGGCUGCAGUAUGCUACCAACUACUUUCUAAUGUCCUUGGCGGUGGCUGAUUUGCUGGUUGGAUUGUUUGUGAUGCCGAUUGCCCUCUUGACAAUCAUGUUUGAGGCUAUAUGGCCCCUCCCAUUGGUCCUGUGUCCCGCCUGGUUAUUCCUUGAUGUUCUCUUUUCAACUGCCUCCAUCAUGCAUCUCUGUGCUAUUUCGGUGGAUCGCUACAUAGCCAUCAAAAAGCCAAUACAGGCCAAUCAGUGCAACUCCCGGGCUACUACAUUUGUCAAGAUUACAGUGGUAUGGUUAAUUUCAAUAGGCAUCGCCAUCCCAGUCCCUAUUAAAGGGAUAGAGAAUGAUGUGAUUAACCCAGACAACAUCACCUGCGCGCUGAAGAAGGAACGCUUUGGCAACUUCAUGCUCUUUGGCUCGCUGGCUGCGUUCUUUGCACCUCUUGCAAUCAUGAUAGUCACCUACUUUCUUACUAUUCAUGCCUUACGAAAGAAAGCUUACUUGGUCAAAAACAAGCCAUCUCAGCGCCUAACUUGGUGGACUGUGUCCACUGUUUUCCAAAGAGAAGAGUCAUCCUUUUCCUCACCUGAAAAGGUUGCAAUGCUGGAUGGUUCUCACAAGGAUAAAACUCUACCUAACUCAGGUGAUGAAACUCUUAUACGAAGAAUGUCCUCAGUUGGAAAAAAAUCAGCACAGACCAUUUCUAACGAACAGAGAGCCUCAAAGGUCCUUGGAAUUGUAUUUUUCCUCUUUCUACUUAUGUGGUGUCCCUUUUUUAUUACAAAUAUAACUUUAGCUUUGUGUGAUUCCUGCAACCAGGCUACUCUCAAAACGCUUCUGGAGAUAUUUGUGUGGAUAGGUUACAUUUCCUCAGGGGUGAACCCUUUGAUCUACACCCUCUUCAAUAAAACCUUUCGGGAAGCAUUCUGCAGAUAUAUCACCUGCAAUUACCGGGCCACAAAGUCAGUAAAAGUCCUUAGAAAAUGUUCCAGUACAAUCUACUUUGGGAAUUCCAUGGUAGAAAACUCUAGAUUUUUCACAAAACAUGGAAUUCGAAAUGGGAUCAAUCCUGCCAAGUACCAGAGCCCAAUGAGGCUCCGAAGUUCAACCAUUCAGUCUUCAUCAAUCAUUCUCCUAGAUACACUUCUCCUCACUGAAAAUGAUGGUGACAAAACUGAAGAGCAAGUCAGCUAUGUGUAGCAGAACGGGCAGUCCUCAUCUAGCUCGAGUAAGGGGAUGAGCAUGAUGCUAGUGCACAAAGACAAACAUACAGAAUAAAAAAUCAUCUCCUGAAAGCAAGAGUUAAUAUUCAGGUUGUCCAAUUUCCUUAUCUAAACAAAGCCAAAACAUGGAUAAAGUAGCUUUGUAUGGCUAUAAACAAAAGCAAUUCCUACUCUGGUUUUCAAAUGAAAUAAAAUUAUAUAAAUCAAUAAAUUCUAGUCUUAAAAAAUCAAUGUCAUAAAUUAAAUUCCUAAUUGUAUGUAAAAUUGGGCUAAGAAUGAAAUAAAAUGUUAACUCUCUAAGUUGGUUUUUUGUUUGUUUGUUUUGUUUUGUUUAAGGGAAGGUUUCUCUGUGUAACAGUUCUGGCUGUCCU